AUGGAGUUUCAGGAAUGGAAGCUUGAUUCUAGACUUAUAGAUAUUCCUUUUACCGGUCCUACCUUUACUUGGACUAAUGGUCAUAAUACUGGACAACCAACUUUCGAACGUCUAGAUAAAGCUUAUGCUUCACAAAAUUGGUUACUACAUCAUCCAGAGGCUUCUCUCCUGCACCAGCCGAUUCUAUUUUCAGAUCAUGCUGCUAUUAUUCUCCGAGAGAACAAAAAUUCGGAGGGUCGCAAACCUUACAGGAUUGAUAAUUGGUGUCUACUCUCCAAAGAGGUGGCUUCUAUUAUUACUCUAUCUUGGGCUUUGGAUUUCUCGGGUUCACCUAUGUACACCAUUUCUCGAAAAUUGGAAAACUUACGUUCAAAACUACUUAAAUGGUGUGUUACUCACAGGAAAUUAUGGGGUAUUAAUUGGAAAGAAUUACAUGAAUCCCUAUCUCCGUUAGCCCAGGAUCUAGAAUCCAAGCUUCACCGACACCUUUUUCUUUCUUUAAGAGAAGAGAAAAUCAGGCACUCUCAGACAGCCUAUCUCUAUUGGAAACAGCGGGCUAAAGUCAAAUGGGAUGCUUUGGGGGAUUCUCACUCUCAUCUACUGUUCUCUCAUGUUCAAGCUCGACGUCGGAAAAAUGCAAUUUGGGGUUUACAGGAUUCCUCCGGUCCUGAUGGUUUUUCAUCGGCUUUUUUCAAAUCUCACUGGACUGUUGUUGGGCCCUCGGUGAUUAAUGUUGUUCAGUAUUUCUUUUUACAUGGUCAUAUGCUCAAGGACUGGAAUCGCACAUUUAUAGUUCUCAUUCCAAAGACUGAUCAUCCUCAACUACCUUCCCAAUUUCGGCCUAUAGGUUUAUGCAAUGUUCUCUACAAAUGCAUAGCCAAAUGCCUCUCUUCUCGGCUACGGCAAAUAUUGCCUUCCCUUAUUUCAAAUUGCCAGAAUGCCUUUGUUCUCGGCCAGCUUAUGUCAGAUAAUAGUCUGUUGGCUCAUGAAGUACUAUCAUAUAUGAAUCGAUCACGAGGUCGUUCAAUGUCUGCUGCUCUCAAACUUGAUAUGAACAAGGCUUAUGAUAGGGUUAAUUGGCAGUUUUUGUGGCAAGUUCUUCAGUGGUUUGGUUUCCCUCCCUACUGGAUUCAUAUCAUUCAACAAUGUGUUUCUUCAGUUUCAUAUCAGAUUCUUGUUAAUGGCAAUCUAACAAAAGUCUUCCAUCCUAGAUGCGGUCUUCGUCAGGGAGAUCCUCUUUCGUCCUACUUGUUUGUUCUUUGCAUGGAGACGAUUCUCUUCUGUUUUUAUUUGGAUCUUCCUGUUGAUAUUGGGAGAAGCAAAUGUAAAGCUUUUCAACCUCUGGUAGAUAAGAUAACAACUCGCCUGACAAAUUUUGCCCCACUGCAUCUUUCAGCGGCAGCUAAGUUAGUGGUGAUUAACUCUGUUUUAGUCGCUUCUAUUAAUCAUGUGUUAUCGGUAUUUCGAAUUCCGUCUUCCAUCAUCAACAAAAUAAAUAAUCUCCUAAUCAGAUUUUGGUGGAAGUCAAGCAACCAGUCCAACGGUUUAGCCCUUACCCCGUCGUCGAUACUGUUUUGUCCUAAAGGAAUGGGGGGCUUGGGUAUUCGACAUCUGGGUUGUUUCAAUUCUGCUCUUCUAGCUAAGCAGGCUUGGCGGAUUAUGCAUAAUCCGCAAGUUCUAUUAUCACAGGUUCUUAAGGCUAAAUACCCUGCGCUUUUACUCCAAAAUUCUAGAGGUCGUAUUUCCACUCCAUCAUGGGGGUGUCGUAGCAUUUUGCAUGGUUUUCAAACUUUACAAUUGGGUUUGAUCUGGAAGAUUGGGAAUGGUUCUCAAGUUUGUAUUCUUCAGGAUUCUUGGGUGCCUAACUCAACUGUGCACUUCAAGGAGUCCAUUGCUGGUUCGGUUUUACCGACUCUGGUGUCUUCUCUUUUGGAUCCCAACUCUAAUGAUUGGGAUUCCACUUUGAUACAUACUUUAUUCCCUCCUUCCAUUGCGGCCAAGAUCCUCAGUCUUGAAAGACCCCCGCGGCUUAUGGAUGACUACGUUUACUGGAAGUUCACUAAGGAUGGGGUUCUCUCUACCAAAUCUAUUUAUGCUCGAUUGGUUAGUUCCUCAGAUUGGUUUCCUCAAACUUUACCUUCGAUCCAUCCUCUUCAUUGGCGUAAGAUUUGGGCUUUACCUAUACUUCCUAAGUGGAAAAUCUUUCUCUGA
Messenger RNA from Chenopodium quinoa (quinoa), 2211 nucleotides. RefSeq lists its product as uncharacterized. Bases 1 to 2211 code for a protein of 736 amino acids. The record is from RefSeq and is a predicted model, not a curated record. Lineage: Eukaryota; Viridiplantae; Streptophyta; Magnoliopsida; Caryophyllales; Amaranthaceae. The transcript has 3 exons.